CAGCUCAUAGAAAACAGCCGUGGCUCCAGCAGCGGUCAGUAUAUCGGCUCAGGGUCUCCACAGCGGGUCAUAUCUCCUCCGGUGGUUGUCGGUAUCUGCUCAGAGAGAACAGGAUGGAUAAAGUUUUGUUUCUGGCGCUAACUCUGAGCCUGUUAGCUGUUUUAACUCAGGUAAACUGCAGCUCGUCCAAACUGAAGAGAGUCCGCAGAGCACAGGUUUUGGGUUUCGACUGGAAGAACUGCGGGAAGCCAGAUGAUCCAGCUGUUCUUAAGACUCUGAAUCUGUCUCCGGACCCGAUCUCCAUCCCAGGAGACUUGAUUGCCUCCGCCUCUGGAUCCACGGCUGUAGAACUCAAAUCUCCUCUGUCUCUGGACGUGACCCUGGAGAAGGAGGUGGUGGGUAUCUGGGUGAAGAUCCCCUGUGUGGAUGAGCUGGGCAGCUGUCACUAUAGGGACAUUUGUGACAUCCUGAACCAGCUGAUCCCUCCGGGUCAGGACUGUCCUGAACCGCUGCACACCUACGGGCUGCCCUGCCGCUGCCCCUUCAAAGCUGGCUCGUACUCACUGCCUAAGAGCGACUUCUACCUGCCCAACAUGGACCUGCCCUACUGGCUGACCAACGGGAACUACCGUGUGCAGGGCGUGCUGAGCAGCCAGGGCAAAGAGCUGAGCUGCGUCAAGGUGGCUCUGUCGCUCAACUCCGACAACUAACCACAGCAGAGACAGUCUGGAGGCUUCAGGUUGAUGUUUAUUUGCACAUAAAAACAAAGAGAAAAUUGGGAAACGAAAGCUGAAGUUGCACAAAGUAGUGAAAGUGAAAAACCUCACAUUGGUUUAUUGAAGGAUGUGAACAAAAUAACAAACAUGCUUCAUUUCACAAAAGGAUAUUUGGGAACAAUAAUGGUAAAACUAACUAAUAACUAAUUGACUGAACUGCACAUUUCCGUUAAACAUUUUAUUAAUCAUUUAAUUUUUUUGCUCCAUUAGAUUCAGAAAUGCUUUGUCAUGCUUUCAAACACCGUUUUGUCGUUCACUGGCUUCGUUUGCGACAAUGAUCAGUUUUUUCUGGUUUGUUCAGAUCCAUAAAAUGCAGCAAUAAGAGCCAACAGACACACAGGACUGGCAGCUAUUCACAGUAAUAAUGUAUUUAUUCAUAAUGCAAUGAUCAAAACAACAUUACAAAGUGCUUCAUGCAGCAAGAAAAGGAUACAGAAAACAUAAAAAUAAAAAAAAACAUAGAGAAAUAAAAGUACUAAACAAACCACAUAAAAAUUAAAAAAUGCACUCAACAAAUCUGUGUACAAAUGAUAUAUUUAAUCAAAAUUUGUAUUUUUUCUUUGGGUAUUUUAGAGGUCAGAUCUUAAUCACUAUUAUGGAAAGCAAAUUUAAAUGUUAAUAACAAACAAAGUUCUUAUUUUAAAAGCCUUUAAAUUAGAAUAGAUGUAAAAAUUUAAGCUAUAAUUGAAUAUAAACAAUCUGUAUUUCCAGAGGUCUGACAUCAUCUGAAGGCAAAUAUUUAAAAAAAUUCUAUUUGUAAAUAAAAAUCAAGACAUCUGAUAAAUAUGAUGCCUUAAAAUAAUUUAAAUAUGUUAUAUAUGUGCUCAGGUUCUGGAGUUGACCUUUAAGCUGAGGCAGUUUUCUGGAAAAAUCAAAGCGCUCCUCUCUCUGUCCUCUCCGCAGAUUGUAACGUUUUACGAUUACUUCUCAUUCACUUCAUCGGGACCUGGACUGUGAACCCACAUUGCUGUUAUAUAGCAGUAAUUAUAUGAGUGACUGUCCAGUUUUCUUUGUAAAGCCAUCUGAGGUGACAGACUGAUGUGAGGCUCUAACUUGCUUCAAAAACAUUAACUUGAAUCAGCUGCAGCCCUGAACCUUUGGCAACAGUUAGCAGAAGGUUAAACUCCAGCUCUGAAAACCUGCACCGAUAUUAACAUGUUGUGUUUUAUUGUGUUUAUUAUAAGGAGAAGAAUCUGUCUUCCUUUUUUAGUUGCUUUUUCAAUGUAGAUAAUUGUUAGAGAUGCUAAAAUAAGAGCUUUUCUGCAGGAUUUUUCACUAUUAAAUCAGGCUUUUAAUGUCUGAAGGGACAUGCUGGCACAUCUGCAUUUGCAGAACAACCAAUAGGAACGCCCUCUCUUUCUGAAAUGACCUGUGACUGGACAAAAAUUCCCUUCACAAGUCUGUAAACAGCCAUGAGGAGCUGCAGAAGUCCAGUUUUCUCUUCAAAUAACUUAAUUUUGUACAUUUUUACCCAGUGCCACAACCGGCUCUAAAAGGAGUGUCAGUAUUUUUUGUUUGCCAAUAUUUCUGCUGUUUAAAAACAGGUUGCAGUUAGAAACUUUCAUGCCAAAAAUAUGUUGAAUUUAUCCUGUCACACAAACCUCAACGUGCCUCACUGCUGAGCUGCUUCUGGUCCAUCCUGCUGAUUUCUGCAUAUCAAUGAAACUUUUUUUUUUACUCUGGAAUCACCUCGACACAGAGUCACUUCAUUCCUGUUGUUCCACAGAAUAAUAAUCAGCAUUUCACCUCGGUAUUUCAGAUUAUUGGAGAAAUUAUGCUAAUCAACCUGACAUCAAAUAAACGUAUCAGUCGGAUCUGAUUUCAGACGUGUUUUCAAAUUCAGAUUUGAAUUAAAGUUUUCUUUUGUUUAUGACCAUUUAGUCUACUGUAAAAACAAAUGUAGCAUCUGUCAUGUCUGUUUUUUAAAAAUAUUUUUUAAAUUCUCAUGUGCUCCUUCCUUGCUGUGUGUGGGUUUUUUCAGUGCUUCAAUCAUUGAUUGUUUUGUGAUUUUUAAAAACUUUUUUCUUUUCGUUUUUUAUUUCUUUUGGAUGUUUUGAAAAAGGGUUUUCAGCCGAUGAGCUGAAGCUCUGCUGGGAAUCAAGCAGCUCAUCUAGUUUAUCAAUACAGUACAACUGAUAGAUUUGAUAUUUUUCACUAUAGAUUUUGAUUUUGAUGAUGUGAUUUUUAAGUGCCUGAUCAGGUCUUUAGGAGGAAUAUCUGUCACUAGUCAUUAACGGAAAUGGGAGAGUUAUAGUCUGAUAUUAUGACUUUUAUUUGCUGAGAUGUUUAGUUUUUGAUAACAACAACGAUGCCGAAUUACGUUUGUGGAUGUUUUCACAGUUUUGAAUAAACAUUAUUCCCUAAA
Molecule: messenger RNA, 3141 nt
Organism: Centropristis striata (black sea bass)
Lineage: Eukaryota; Metazoa; Chordata; Actinopteri; Perciformes; Serranidae
Gene: gm2a
Product: ganglioside GM2 activator
Exons: 4
Coding region: 114-710 (198 amino acids)
Biological process (GO): lipid transport; ganglioside catabolic process
Cellular component (GO): cytoplasmic side of plasma membrane
Molecular function (GO): lipid carrier activity; enzyme activator activity
Source: RefSeq, a predicted model, not a curated record